AUGAGGGCAAUAGAGAAGAGGAAGGCCGUGCGCCAGGAAAUUCAUCACGGGGACGCACACACAAACACGCAUGAUGCUCUGAGCUGCCGCAGCUGUUUUGGUUCGGCCAUCAUCAUCUUCGCCACCGUCAUGUUCUACGCAGAGAAGGGCUCCUCCGCCAGCAAGUUCACCAGCAUACCGGCGGCUUUCUGGUACACCAUCGUCACCAUGACAACGCUGGGAUAUGGAGACAUGGUUCCUAAGACCAUCAUGGGAAAGAUCUUCGGCUCUGUUUGUUCUUUGAGUGGCGUGUUGGUGAUCGCUCUUCCCGUUCCCGUCAUUGUGUCCAAUUUCAGUCGGAUAUACCAUCAGAGUCAGCGCGCAGAGAAGCGUCGUGCCCAAAAGAAAACCAGGCUUGCUAGAAUUGGUGCGACGAAGAGCGGUGGCGCUAAUGCUUAUUUGCAGUACAAACGCAAUGGGAUGCUGGCAGACGCAGAGGAGGAGGCAUCAAAAGAGGCUGGCCAAGCUUUGGUAUGUAAGGCCAACCCCACUUUUGAUACCCAUCAUCACCAUCUUCUGCACUGCUUGGAGAAAACCACGAAUCAUGAGUUUGUGGAUGAGCAAACUUACGAGACAAACUGUAUGGAGGUUUCCCUAACGAAGCCGUCCAUGUCCCAUUCCUCCUCGCUGUCCUCCUCUCCACACGGCCUGUCCUCCUGCUGCACGCGCAGAAACAAGCGCAAGAGCUUCAAUGUCCCCAAUUCCAACAUGGCCGGCGGCCGCAGGAACAGCAUACAGGAGCUCAGCACCAUCCACAUCAGAGAGAGACCAAUGAGCAACAGUCGCUCCAGUCUCAAUGCCAAGUUUGAAGAGACGGUGCCCCUGAAUUCAGAAGAGAAAUCCUACAUCACUGCCGCUGUCAUCAGCAUGCCCACCCCGCCCGUGACCACACCCGAGGGUGGAAAUUCAGCCAGCUCGCCUGACUUCUUGCAAAGCAACAUUGUCAGGGUGUCUGCGUUAUAGACCAUCCGCCGUGACCAUUAGCCAUUUUAUUUAGCGAGUGGACGCUGGAGCAGAACGGAUCGACGGAGCCUCUAGUGUAGUGGAGGAGGCACAGCAGCAGGAUGGGCCAUAGCUGGACUUUUCUUUUUUUUUUUAAAUCAGCUCCUGCCCAGAGCUCUCCGUCUCUGUGAGCUCCAUCAGCUCCAGCUCUAGGCCCAUACAUCAUGUGACUCAUGCUGGGGUCCAAUAAGCUUUCACUCAACCCAUAGAGGAAAACAGUGAACACUGUGUUUGUUACAGCUUCUAUAAUUUUUCAGUAUUGUGAGUCUUUGAAUCUGUUGUCUUCAGUUUGAUGGGAUCGGCAGAUAUUUGGGACGAAUAAGGAGUGUGCCAGCAGGGGCGGGAUUUUACAAGCUUUUACACAGCUGUACACACUUUUGAUACGACAAAGUAAAGCUGGGCUCUACUAGGGUGUGCUGUCGGAUGCUUUUGCGUGCGUGCGUGUGUGUGAUCGAGACCGAUCUCUUGCAUGUUUCGCAUAAGUCUUUGUCUUUUUUUCAAUUCGGCAUGAGCAAUAAGGAUUGGCUCUUUCUGUCAGAAUGUGUGCUUUUUACUUUUGCCUAGUUAUAUAGUAUUGAUCUUUCCAACCCAACGAGUGUGUAAAAACAGCUGUUUUGAGAGAUGAACCUGACGAUACAGGUGAUAGACAAAGAAAAUCUCGUCUCACACUUUCUCUGUCCCACCCAUGUUGUGUUCAUUCCUUGCC
Molecule: messenger RNA, 1747 nt
Organism: Sinocyclocheilus grahami
Lineage: Eukaryota; Metazoa; Chordata; Actinopteri; Cypriniformes; Cyprinidae
Product: potassium voltage-gated channel subfamily D member 2-like
Exons: 7
Coding region: 1-1002 (333 amino acids)
Biological process (GO): action potential; potassium ion transmembrane transport
Cellular component (GO): voltage-gated potassium channel complex; postsynaptic membrane; dendritic spine
Molecular function (GO): A-type (transient outward) potassium channel activity
Source: RefSeq, a predicted model, not a curated record